AUGUCGCAAGCUGACAAUGAUGAUGAUUCGUUCAUAAUCAUUUUGGGCUCUUCCCCGGGAAGCUUAGAGGGAAAAAGCAAUGGUGCUGUUUUGGAAGUACCAAGUGGAAGUGUCGAGACUCCAAUCCUGGAUGAUGUCAUUAAGGAUCUGCCUGAACAAGCAAACAAGGCCUUUAAGGCACAAUUCAGCCUUGGUGAUAGUCCAUCCCCUGCAAGUAUGAUGGUGGCUAGUACUCUAAUUACUGAUGACCGAAGUACAGAAGAACUACAGAAACGGUUUGGAGAACUCUUAGAUGAGAAUGUUGUAUUAAAGGAGACACUGAAGCAAAAUAAUGAUUCUUUGAAGGAGCAGUUUUCAUUGAUUGCCUCAUGCCAGGAUGAUAUGCUCCAAACACAUAAAUUACAUAAAGAGAAAUUUGAUGAAACUAGGGCACUUGUUGAAAAGUUAAGAUUACAGAACCGAAAACUUAAAGAAGAGAUUGUGCUUAUUACUAAAACCAAAGAGAUGUCACUGACCAAUGGUGUUAAGUCUGGUCCAUCAUCAGGAGUAGAAUUUGUGACAUCGCCAGAUGACGAUACAAUUAAUAAACUAACAGCCCAGUUGGAAUUGGUAGAGAAGCAAAGAAGACAGGUGAUAGUUGACAAUGAAAAACUUACAUGGCAAAGGGAAUCCCUAGAGCAUAUAGUCAAUGCCACUUCCAAGGAAAGGGACGAUUUAAAAGGCAAAUUGAAUACUACAGAGUUGUUAUUAUCAAGUAAAGAAAAAAACCACACAGAAGAGUUAAAACAGUUGCAUGGCACAAUUGAAGAGUUGCAAAAAAAGAUGAAAUUUAUGGCUAUGAAUGUUCACAACAACGAAAUACAGAAGAGAGAUGAAGUAAUACAGAUUCUAGAAGGGAAAGUGUCGUCACUACUGAACGAUCUGAAAAAGGCACAGAUUACAAUAUUAGAUUUGGAAAAUAUUAAGUUGGAGUUUGCAAAAUACAAAGGUGGUGUCUCCGAUAUGGUGAAGACAUACAAAGAGCAAAUAAUGGAGUUAAAUACCAGAAUAAAAUCUUGCCAGACUAUGGUGUUCCAACCAGUACAUAUGACAAUGAAUUGUGAAGGUGAAGGGUCCCCGCAUUACAAAGGGUAUCUCGCCAAUGUUAAACUAUACGAUCGCACACUUAAACACAUAGCUGAAUAUCUCAAUAACUUGACAAAUGGCGCUCAAUUGAAAGGUACUUUUACAAUAUUCGAAGGAAUAUUCAAGGAUUACAACGAGCUGUUGAAGAAAACAUUGACGAAACGAGAAGAGACCCCUGGCGUGGAGCAAUUAACAGCGGCACUAGUAGCACGAGGGGAAGAGGUUCAAAGCCUGGAAAACGAAAUUGUGAUGCUCGCCGCUCAUAAUGAAGACUGUGAACUAUUGAGGGCUCAAGUUGAAUUGUACAAGAGUGACUUCGAGGCGGAACGUAAAUCGCGUGAAGAAAUGGUCGCUGAGAAAGAGAAAAUUGCGACUGACCUCAGAGUUUUACAGAAAAAGCACGCGGAGAUGUCAAGUCAGCUGCAAGAAGUUCGCAAAAUGAGUCCUAGUGUGUUCAAAACGGCUUCAGCCCGUAUCUCAGCCACCUCAGCCAAAACAUCGACUUCCCCUGGAUCUGUGGCCGCCAAUACAGCCUCUGUAUCAGCCAUUUCUGGUUCUGCUGAGGGCGUGACUCGAAAAAAGAAGAUCGUAAAAGAAGAAAAGAACGGAGUACACGAGACCACGCCCCCUGCGAUACGCUACGACUGUCCGGUGUGCGAUAAGCCGUUCAAAACUCUGAUACUAUUACAACAACAUGUCGAUUCAUGUUUAUUAUAA
Pieris macdunnoughi is the source of this 1842-nucleotide messenger RNA. Lineage: Eukaryota; Metazoa; Arthropoda; Insecta; Lepidoptera; Pieridae. The record is from the annotation of a GenBank genome assembly.